Meriones unguiculatus (Mongolian gerbil) is the source of this 3266-nucleotide messenger RNA. RefSeq names its product nucleolus and neural progenitor protein (gene Rmp64). Lineage: Eukaryota; Metazoa; Chordata; Mammalia; Rodentia; Muridae. The transcript has 9 exons. Gene Ontology annotation, biological process: positive regulation of Notch signaling pathway. Gene Ontology annotation, cellular component: nucleus. The coding region runs from base 489 to 1883 and encodes 464 amino acids. The record is from RefSeq and is a predicted model, not a curated record.
UAACCGGAACGUCGCAGCAGGGUAGCCCGGGCUUGACGUGUGCAGCGUGUAACUCCCACACGCUGCCUGGGACCCUGUGCUGUCCCCCGGGACCGGGGCUGUCACCCCAGUGCCCAGCAUCACGGCCUAGGACCUCGGGCUUGUCUUUAAAGUGGAGCUCGUUUUUCCCUUGCCGGGCAGAGGAGUUCCUCGGGUCUCUGAGUUCUCAAGGAGGAAAAAGAAAAAGAAAAAAAUUCAGUCCUCAGACAGUUUCAUUAGAAAACAAGGACUCCCAAAGAGUCGUGGAGGUGGCAGCUCAGUGGGAUGUCUGCGCUGCAGCUGCCAUUAAAGGAUGCCAUCUCGUCACACAGUCACUCAAGAGCCCGGCCUUAGAUGUGGAAGUCGAUGUGUUAUGCUCAGUUCUCUACAGCAAUCACAACAGACUGGGCCGCCACAAGCCGCAUUUGGCCCUCAGACAGGUAGAACAGUGCUUAAAGCGUUUGAAAAACAUGCAUUUGGAGGACUCAGUUGAAGACCUGUCAGAGUUGUUGUCUGCCAGUGAAACUCAGCCUGGAGCUACCAAAACCCGUGUCGUCCCCAGCCAGCCGGUGGUGGAGGUAGCGCUGAUGAAGGUUUUGGGGGGCUGCAAGUUGUUGCUGCGCUUGCUGGACUGCUGCUGCAAGGCAUUCCUAUUGACUGUGAAGCACUUGGGGUUGCAGGAAUUCAUUAUUUUGAACCUAGUGAUUGUUGGGCUGGUAAGCAGGUUAUGGGUUCUUCAUAAAGGACUUUUAAGGAGGCUGAUUUCCUUAUAUGAACCAUUGUUUGGAUUGUUUCAGGAGGUCUCCAGGAUUCAGCCCAUGCCUUACUUCAAAGAUUUUGCCUUUCCCUCAGACAUCACUGACUUUCUAGGUCCCCCUUACCUUGAAGUCUUUAAUAAAAAAACGCCUGCAGCUUUUGCCACUAAAGGAGUAACUAAGUUGCUAAACAAACUAUUUUUAAUGAAAGAACAACUACCAAAGAUCAAUGAAGACACUGUAGAUAGAAUUUCCAAAACAUCUCAACAAAUGAAAAGCAAUCUACAGAGUAGUGUGGACCUGGGACAGCCAGUGAAAAUGAGUAAAAAGACCAAAAAAGAACAGCCUUCGGGAUUUGACGUGCGGGCUCUCUGCAUGAGGCUGCGAAACAAAGCUGCUCAGGAGACCAACUGUGAGUUUAAAUAUUCUCAGUCCAAAACAAAGACAACCAAACAUCCCUCUCAGAAACUGAGAAGAACUCACUGGGCUAACAGUAUUGUGCAAAGAAUCCAAGUGACCAAGACUUUCACCCAACUUUCUGAAGAAAUCCAAAUGGCAAUUGUGUGGUCACGGAAAAAAAAGCUCAAGGCUCAGGCCACCUAUCUGGGCAACAAACUUCUUAAGAGUAACAGGCUUAGACAUGUGGAAGCUCAAGGGCACAGUUUGCCAAAGAAGUUACAGUGCAUGAAAACAUCUCUUUGCAACUGCCUUCUUCGAGGCACUUCAAAGCAUCCUCCCAGACAAAGAAGAUCAAAGCAUAAAGUUUUAUCGAGACAAAGAAAACCGCAGAGAAAGUUGCAGUCAACUUUUUUAAAGGAAGCCCAGCAGGUCCCUGAAGGGACCCUGAAGAGCACUGGGGGCACCAGUGCUAAGUGCAGACGCUCAGGUGGGACAGUUCAGAGGUCGGAUAUCAGUCCUAACCGAAAGCAGGUCUUGAGAAGACUUUCAAAGCCUGGCCUAAAAACAAAGGAGCUGGGGAUCCAUAGGAAUCCUACAGGGGGCAGUGGAAAUGAAACUGGUUUGUGGAUGAAGAGACAGAUAGACAAUGCACCAGCAAGUGCUAAGGAGGCAGAUGACAUUGAUGAUAUUUUCGCUUUGAUGGGAGUGUAGAUGUACCUAUGUGAAAGUUCUGAGCAGUUAACAAAAGCUGGCUCAGUGUUCUGUUCAGGCGGGACUGCUAAGAGCUGGAAACACUGCUUGGGCUGGGGGCUGCUUCUGUGCAGGAGUCUGCAGGAGUGCACACCAGCUCAGUAAACAUUCACAGCACCUUUGUGUAAGUUAAUCAGAUAGUGUGUAUUUGGCUUUGACUGUGUGGCGUAUUCAAAUAUGAACAGCCUAUCAGAGUCUACCCUGAGGAACACAUCCUUCUCGACCGAAACAAGCAGGUUUUUGAAAAUGAGAUGAUUUUAUUCUCUCUAGGGAGUUAAAAUCUGAGUAAGUUAGCAAAAUCUUAUAUAUCUGAAGUUAAACAGCAAGAUUGGAGAGAAGCAAAGACGUACCAUAAAGGGUCACUUGGUCUCACUGGCCCCAUUCCCUUUCUAAAGUUUUUACAUUUUGUGUGUGUGUGUGUGGACGUCAGGGUAACUUGUGAGAAUUGGUUCUCUCCUUACCCGUGGGUCACAGGGAUGGAAUUCCUUAGCAGCAUGUGUGUUAACUCACUGAGCCAUCCAACCUGCCCAGGUCCUCCUUUGGGGUAAUGGGGUGACAGUGUGAGUGGAUGCUAUGUUAUUAAAAUGAAUUACCAAGAGAUCUGCCAUUACUCAAAUGGUUAAAACUAUUAUUUAGUCUUCAUUUUGUCACUGUACCUCCUAAGGGGUAUAUGAAAAGGCUUUGGUGUUUUCCUUUUUCUUGUUCCUAUGAAAUGCAGCAAAGAAAUAGGUAAGUGUAUGACAGGAAUAAGGGCAGUCAUAUAUUUAUAACCUGGUAUCAAGGCCUUCACCUGACUAUGUGUACAUAUCUGUACAGUUGCCCCUGGAAAUGAAAAGUCAUGAAUUACAAAAUGAGCUGUCCUGCCCAUGAGAAAAUGUAGUCAGGGAAAAUCUGCUCAACACUCAAUUUCUCCAGGCCAGCAAGAGGCAGGAGGGGUGAACUGAGGAGAAAAUACAGGGAGCCUGCCCCUUGCCCUCUGUAGUGACCAGCUGUCUAGUGACAGCACACAUCCUAAAGCCUGCAAGCCUAGGCACAGCUGGACAAGACUGUCUCCAACAUCUGAGGGUGGGAGUGGUGGGGUGUGAAUCUGGACUUUGCACACUCACUUCAAUGAGAACACAGCUACUUAAUGUUCUGAAACUUUCUGACCAGAAGUAUGAGUCUCAAAAAAGUUACAAGUUUGAACAUGUCUUACUUGGGAGUCUUGGACUUGAGACAUUCUACUAUUGAAGUCUGCAAACAGCCACAACUUGCUACAAAAUCUGUAAUCUGAAACACUUCCAGCUCCUAGCAUCUCAGUAAGAGCUGAAAGGAACAUCAGGUAUUAAAAUUCAGUUGUUUUAA